This is a messenger RNA of Paracoccidioides brasiliensis Pb18, 3645 nucleotides long. RefSeq lists its product as uncharacterized. The transcript has a single exon. The record is from RefSeq and is a predicted model, not a curated record. The coding region runs from base 1 to 3645 and encodes 1214 amino acids.
AUGGAUGCCAGGAGUGAUACCUCUUCUCCUGACCCGCUAGGAUAUCCCGGAAAUCCUGAUUACAUCCUCUCCUCUGCUACAAAACCCUUUUUUCGACGCCAGAGCACUUUUUCACCGCGGAAAUCCCGGUCUCCUACCAGGCGUCAAUCGCCUAUCAAAUUAGAUCCCAGAAGCGCGCAAUCUAUCAAAUUUCAAGAUAUAAUCCUCCCUUCCACUCCAUCGGGUCGUUUCAUUGGCAAGCAUAGGCUAUCCCCAACUAAGAAAGCAACUCUUCAUUCUGUUAAUAACGCAAGCCCCUGGAGAAUCCGAGUGACUGUCGAGGCGAAACAAGAUGAAGAAAACGAAAAUGUCCUAGGCAGUGUGCGGUCGGGCGCAAGAUCUGGGAGAAGCGGAAGAACGACCAAGGUACCUCUGAAGGAUGAAAAUGAUUCUCUGGAGCCAAGUCCCAAAAAACAGCGUACAGGCAAAUCGAAUGUGUCUCAGCGAGUCCCAACGCCUAGAAAAAGAAGAAGCAGAAUUGAAGCCCCGUCAGGCAACACUGAUACUGGUGAAAAGAAAACGAGAGGGAGACCACGGAAAAAUCUGCCUUCUGUUGAAGAAGGUCCCUCGCCGAACAAAUUCACCUUUGCCGAUUCCGUCCGAAAGAAGAUGGCUGAAGCAGAUCCAUUUUUCGGCAUAGCGGUGAUGGAUAACGGUACCAACGAUAAUGUGGUCGAUAACAUACCUCCCGAUAUCUCUAACUCAUAUUCAGAGUCUGAGUUCUCCGAUUCAAUCGGUGAUGAUAGAUCAUCUCCCACCCCGAAUGAAAACAGCAGGUCAAAAAUAACUGAUUUGCUAUCUAUAAAGAUGAGCCCGAUCCCCAAUCAUCACAGGGGCUUUUCUCCCUCCCAAGUUUCUUCCCGAAUUCCAACCGGCCUCUCACCCGAAAACACAAUCGAUGCGGGGCAUACGCCAGGUCCUCAAUUAAGAGAAUACCCUACUCCUACUUCGUCUUCUAUAUUGGAAGAAGGUGAAGGUGCUGGAGAAAACCUGACGUAUUAUUCUUCAGGUGCUGAACACACAAAGAGCGAACCAGUUCUCCAACCUUUAAGUGACCCAACAACACAUCAUCGAGAAUUUGACUCCAUUUUGGAAAGUGAAGGUUUUAGCAUGGUAUCCCUUAAUACGCUACCAUCAGCAAGACAACAUUUAAACAAUUCAUUUCGAAGUUCUGUGAGUCAAGAUAUGGUUAACAGCAUGAAAAUGGGGCCCAAAAAGGUGGAUCUAAGGGCAUCGAAGUCCGAAACUACGGACGUCAAGUUAUCAAUGUCUGGCGAACGUAUGGUUACGAACGGACAUGUAUUUUAUUCUGAUCAACCCCAUUCAACGUCCCAAUUAGUGCAACAGGCGAAGAAAAGCCCACUUGAACUCGAGCAAACACCAGGAGUGAGAUUUUCAUCACCGCGCCAACCCACUGCUCCGGCCAUACAAUCCGCCCAGCCUCUACGGAAGAGACGACUUGUAAAACUAGUAAGGGUAGUCAGAGCAGGAAUUGCGCUUCAGGGUGUUCUUGAUCGACGGAGAAGGAAUUCGAGAUUACAAACUCCUUUUUCAAGCCCAAGUCAACACAAAAUUGAGGAUCCCGAGGCUGUAAGACAGCGGGUCGAGGCCCUCUUUCAAGGGCUGGGAGCUGAAACUGAAAGAGAAUUACGUGCUGGCCUUCGAUUUGGAGAAGAGCUUGCGAAGCACCUUCGAGAAUCUAAAAAUAUAAGAAGGCAACAAGAACGAGAACGAACAACUGAAAAACACAGGAACUCAAAUGCCUUUGAAGCUGGUGGAAGCAAUGACGUGGGUUAUCCAAACAUUGGCAGCUCCCGGAGUCAAGGUGUAUCUCCAUCUCCAGCAAAGAGCCACACAAACAGCGAACUUGGUGUGAAGGUUGCACAACUUGCCACUACUCCUGGCGAUAAGAAUCAGUCGCCCCCACAAUCUAUUAGCUCAGAAAUGGCGAGACGCGAAGCAGAGUGGCAGCUUGAAAGAGAAGCCGUUAGUCGUCAAAUUCAACAAGCGAAUUCAAGUCAGGUAAUUGUCAUUGACAGUGACGACGAAAGUCCUGAAAAGUCUCCUGCAGUAAUCGAAGAGCCGAAAGAGCGCUAUGAAAAUGACUCGAUAGACCAGGAAGACUACGAAGAUAUUUGGCAACAAGAAGCUCGCGAUGCUGACAGCCAUUCAGAACCAGAGUCACUCCUUGAACUUAGUCGAGAGGAAAUUAUCAAACCACCUCGGUGGCUACUUCCAAGCCCCUGGAAACAGCGUCAAGAUGCCGAGCUUAGCCAGGACGAAGACACAACACCUCAAUUCGAGCCAUACUGGAAAGCCCGUCACAAUGGCUAUCCCAUAUUACCCAGCGGGAAAACUCAAACGGCAAGAUUCAGGGAGCAAAGCAACGAGAUUUCAUCUUUAAUGGGGAGCCCCGGGAGCUCCACGAGGAGAUUUUACGAGGAGAAUAAUAAAUCUCCUGAAAGUGUGGGCACCCCGCACGAACAGCCUUUCAAAGAGCGACAAGCACGAGAAACCGUCUCCAGCCCUAUCACUUCUGCCCCCGGCAGACGAACCGAAACAUCCUAUUCUGAAGGGCAACAAUCUGAUGCUGGAACCAGUGAUCUGCAUUGGGUACCGUCCCCCAAAGACUACAAGAUUGAUACUGGACACAUAAACCUGGAUGAUGUGGAUACACAUCCCAACCAACCAAUGCACAGCGACCUUUCGUAUACAGAAGUCCUGUCUGCUUCGGUUAAUUCACCGAGAAACGAUCCAGAAGAAGAGGCGCCAGAGGAAGCGGAGGAGGAAAUGCACCCCGAAUCAGGAUCACCAACUUCCACUCCUGGCGCGCCCCAAUAUGAUCAGGUUGAUCCUAACCAUUCUGCUAUUCAGCCAGAGACCCCUCCAGGGACCAAAGAGGCAGCUCCUCCCUCUUCGUGGUUCCACAAAUUGACAGAUCUGGCGCCAAAGUGGCUGACACCGUCAUCUCGGAAAACUGAAAGAAGAAAUCAUGAACCCGUUAACAAAUACGCUCCUGUAACUCAUAAUUUCUCUGUCCAACUGUCUCCAAAUGAAGAAUCGCCGCUUCGGGAAUCACCGGUCCAAACGUCACCAGCUAGCGAACCCUCAGUUCAAGAACCUCUUGUUCAUCGGCGUCUUCAAGAGCACAUCAAGAAAUCAACAGUCGAUGUGGGAACCCAGUUCUCUUCCCCCCGAAAAACGGAGCCCAAACCGCAAAUGAAAAGACAACCUUCAUAUCGAAAGGCAUUGGCGAUCUCUGGCUAUUUCACAAAUGAUCACUACGUUGCUCUUCGUCACCUCUACCAUCAGGCCAAACAAUUUCCAGAUUCCUUUCCCUAUAUUGAGACCCCAGAGCGAAAUGAAAUGCUCGGUAAGCGAAUGUAUUCUGCUGAUGGUGCAUACAGCCGCCAGAUUACAGAGGCCCAGAUUGCGAUUGUGGAUAAGUUCCGGCGGAACUUAGUCAUUGGGAGCAGGAGGCGUGGUGGGACCGGGAGGAUCGAAUGGAGCGAGGAAGAGUUGUUGAGGAGACUUUUCAGUAUCAUUGUAGGUGAGCAUGUGAGGAGGGAACGGAAACGCGACCUUCAACGUCAACUUGCGAAUUGA